AUGCGAAUUGCUGAUUCUCCCGCCCAGCCAGAGAUUGCACCACCCGUGGCCCCAGUGUCAUCGCCACCAGAGCAACCGACACCGACACCGACACCGACAUCGACAUCGACACCGACACCGACACCGACAUCGACACCGAGACCAACGACGUCCCGAUGCCCACCAGGUCGGACUGGCCGAACUGACUGGCCAGCAGUCCUAUCGGGAUCGGUGCGAUAUCGGCCGAUUGAGCCGCAUGUACAUGCCCCGACAGCCUCAUCUCAUUUGUUAACUCGUCGCUCGGCCACUCGGAGUCUACCCUCAGUCGACCGGACUGCCGCCUGA
This is a messenger RNA of Protopolystoma xenopodis, 324 nucleotides long. The record is from the annotation of a GenBank genome assembly. Lineage: Eukaryota; Metazoa; Platyhelminthes; Monogenea; Polystomatidea; Polystomatidae.